CCCAAAUUUCUUUUCCCAUCCCUUUGACAGAGAACACGAAUUUAUGUGAAUGUGGAUUUUAAUUAAUUUAUAACAUAAACGUGUAUGAUAAAAUAGAGAUUUUAUCCUCGCUGGUCAGUCACGGUUUAGCCGACAAAGACAAAAACACAAAAUGUUUUCAACUGGAACACUAAUCGGUCUACUUCUGCUGAGCACCUGCUCGGCACUCUAUGAGGACCAGAUUAAAAAAUUUGACUGGCGUGCCUUGAAUGUGGGAGCACUGAAGCAUGUUCACAUCGAUUUGAAUAAUUUCCAGCCCCGCUUAUUGGUCAGCACCGAAGAGCAAGUGGUUGCCUCAAUAUGUCCCAAGACUGGCGCCUUGGUGUGGCGACAAGUGCUCGAAAAGAAACCUCGCGGGGAUAUCAAAUUGCUGCAAGUGAGCGGCUUUUCUGAUGAUUCCAGUGACACCGCCGCUGCUCCAGUGGGCACAACUUUGGGAUUCGAUAUGCUCACCGUUCAAGGGCAUGCGCCCGCUUUGGUGCGUGGUUGGAACAGCAAUAUCGGCACUAUCGAAUGGGAAUGGUCCAUUUUUCCAUUGAACACUGAGAAAGCCGAGGAUGCCGUUUGGUUCUACAGCAAUUCCGUUCUCUAUCAUGUGGUACCAGCCUGGCAGAGUCAUCUCGAGGUUACGGCCUAUUUCGCCACAUCGGGGCACUCAACGGGUAGUACUAGUAAAAUAAUGGCUGCCUGGAUUAGUCCAGAAAGCUGCGCCCUAGCUGGCACAUAUUUUGUUUGCAUUUCGGAGGGUAAACAACUAAUUAGUCUGGAUUUGGUGGCCAAGAGUACCCAAGUGAUCAGGACAACGCUUGAGGAGCAGCAACAACAAGUUGUGGGCAAACCUAAAGCCCUCUUGGGCUUAAAUGGCGUUGUUAUUGUAAAUGGCAAACUUGUGAGUGUUAAUAAAGAUCAAGCCAUUUGUAGUGGACUACAAGGCUCCAGUUUUGCUGUCGGUAGCUUUAAUUAUCGCAAGGUUUUGGCCUAUGCUGAUUUGAACGAUAAGAAUCUCGCCAUAAAUGCUGUCUAUUUGGAUAAUUGUUCACCUGUUCCUGAGCUUCAACAAAGUCUUGAAUUACCCGCACAUUUCGGUACACCAAGUCUCAAAAACUUUGACUGCAAACUGAAACGGAAUGGAGACGGCAAAAGUUGUGUAUUUUUGUUUAGCACCAAUACCGAGUCCAUUGUGGCCAUUCAGCAGGGACGCAUCCGUUGGUCGAGAGAAGAGGCCUUGGCCAAUGUUAUUGCAUCAGAGUUUAUGGAUUUGCCUUUGGCUGACUCUGAGGGCACACUGGAGAAUGAAAUGAAGGGCAAAGCCGUGGAUUCCAAAAGUUUUGAGCGAGAUAUUGCUAGCGCUUUUUUGCGUCGCAUAACCGCACAGGCCGUACAAAUUCGUAGUCUUUUCCUGCAUGUCAUUGGCCUGGGACCGCCACCCAGUGAUACCCAGCGAGCUGGCCUAAUUCGUGAUUCUUUUGGCCUACACAAAAUGCUUGUUCUGCUCACAAAGUCUGGCAAAAUCUUUGGCGUUGACAACAUUUCGGGCAAACAUCAUUGGCAGCUGUUUUUGCCAAAUGUUCAGGGCUUCGAUAAUGCCGAAGAGAUGCGUUUGAUUGUUCAGCGCAGCUCCAAACAUUUUCCACUACAGCCCUUGUGCACUAUUGUGGCCAAAGAUGCGAAAACUGGAAAUGGUGUCCUAUAUCGCUUCAAUCCCAUCACUGGACAAGCCUCUGAGGGUGGCCAAUUGCAGUUGGAUUACAAAAUUAAGCAACUUUCUCUAUUGCCCGAAACCGAACAGGACUUUGUUAAGGCCAUUUUGAUAUUGGACUCGUCGAACAAAGUUCAUGUGCAGCCCAAACAUGCUGAACCUUUGGCCAAUGGCAUUUAUUUGUAUACAGCCGAUGUAAAAACUGCCGAACUGGAGGGUUACUUUGUGAAAUAUGCGGGCGAUCAAUUGUCAUGCACUCACAUUUGGAAUGUCCGCUUGGGCGGUCAUACCUCAGAGCAACAGAUCAUUGGAGUUGCUGGCAAGAACCCCAUCGAACAUGUCCACUCGCAGGGUCGUGUAUUGGGCGAUCGUUCGGUUCUCUACAAAUAUAUCAAUCCAAAUUUAGUGGCUUUUGUCACUCAGUCUCCAGAUGCCACACACAAAUCCAUUCUAAAUUUAUAUCUAAUUGAUGUUGUCUCGGGUUCUGUGAUCUUCUCAAUGACCCAUCGCAAGGUGCGUGCUCCAUUGCAUAUUGUGCACUCUGAAAAUUGGUUGGCCUAUUCCUACUUUAAUGAAAAAGUUCGUCGCACAGAGAUUACCACCAUUGAGCUGUACGAGGGCAAAACACAGGCGAAUGGCAGUGUCUUUAGCUCCUUACAAGCUCCUCCUAUGCCGCUUGUAGAGCGUCAAUCCUACAUUAUUCCCACUAUUGUGGAAGCCUUAAGGGAAACUAUUACUGAACGUGGCAUUACCAAUAAGCAUGUGCUGAUUGGCACUGCAAGUGGAGCGAUUAUUGAAAUGCCAUGGCAUUUAUUAGAUCCAAGGCGUCCCAUUGCAUCUAGCACUCAGGGUCGCGAAGAAGGUGCCAUACCUUAUAUACCCGAGCUGCCUUUGCCAACGGAGAAUCAUAUUAAUUAUAAUCAGACAAUUGCCCGAUUGCGUAAUAUAUAUACCGCACCCAGCGGUCUGGAGAGUACCUGUCUAGUCGUAGCCAGUGGCUUAGAUUUGUUCGUUACCCGAGUGGCGCCCUCAAAGACGUUCGAUUUGUUGAAAGAAGACUUUGACUAUAUACUUAUUUCCAUAGUUCUAGUCGCGCUCACCUCGGGAUCUUUAAUUGUUAAGCAUUUAGCGUCUCGUAAAUUGCUCAAACAAGCAUGGAAAUAGUCGUGGCAUUAUUAUAAAUUAUUAAAUAAUUGCUUUAUAUACACGUAUACAUAAAAAAAAACAACAAAAUAACAAUUUUACUGCGACCAAAUACCACUCGGAUGGACAAAUUGGAGGGGAGAGACAUCAAAUAAUUCUAGUAGCUGCAUUAUAAUUAACAAAAACAAAACAAACCAACAAACAUUAAAACAAAAUCAACUUAAAAUCGUAAUUAAUGCAAUUGAUAAACACAUUUAACUCAACGCUGAGAAUAGGCAAUUAUUUAUAAUUAAUUAGCAUAAAAAAAAACAAAACAAAACAAAAAUUAAUUCUAAUUAGCUGUUGAAAGAAGUUGGAAAUGCAUUUUUUGUUUUUCCGUUUUUUGUUCCUUUUGAAUGUUUGUGUUCCCAAAAACAGUGAAAAAUAUCAGCAUUGAAAAUUGUGUUUAUUCUUUUUUUUGAAACAUUAGCUAAUAAAUUGCAUUUGUAAAGGAGGACAAUGGUAAA
This is a messenger RNA of Drosophila willistoni, 3387 nucleotides long. It is a transcript of the gene EMC1, whose product is annotated as ER membrane protein complex subunit 1. Bases 152 to 2902 code for a protein of 916 amino acids. The transcript has 13 exons. Lineage: Eukaryota; Metazoa; Arthropoda; Insecta; Diptera; Drosophilidae. Gene Ontology annotation, cellular component: EMC complex. Gene Ontology annotation, biological process: protein folding in endoplasmic reticulum. The record is from RefSeq and is a predicted model, not a curated record.